Molecule: messenger RNA, 420 nt
Organism: Vidua macroura (Pin-tailed whydah)
Lineage: Eukaryota; Metazoa; Chordata; Aves; Passeriformes; Viduidae
Product: 1-acylglycerol-3-phosphate O-acyltransferase Pnpla3-like
Exons: 3
Biological process (GO): triglyceride catabolic process; lipid homeostasis
Cellular component (GO): cytoplasm; membrane; lipid droplet
Molecular function (GO): triacylglycerol lipase activity
Source: RefSeq, a predicted model, not a curated record
AAAUAACAAUAUAAGGGAUGUAGAAUGAUUGCUUUGCUUUGCUUUGCUUCAGAUGAGGUAAUUAAGUACUUCCUCAGUCGCUUGAAAAUCUCUCUCUGGGGGCUGGUCCCUGGAAGAGGGGUACAUAGAGCCCUAAGGGAGACCUUAGACAAAUUCCUGCCUCCAAAUGCCCACGAGCUGGUGUCUGGAAAGCUGCACAUUAUCCUCACCCGCCUGCACGACUGGAGAUGCGUGACAGUGUCCGAGUUUGCCUCGAAGGAGGAGCUGAUUCAGGCUGUGAUGUGCAGUUGCUUCGUUCCACUGUAUUUUGGGAUUUUCCCUCCAACGUUCCGUGGGGUGCGCUACGUGGACGGGGAGCUGGCCAUGUGGAAAGCCGACUUCGUGUCCCGCACCACCAUCACCAUCUCUGGCUUCGCCGGC